UCGAGAAGUGGGUUGCCGGGAAUUUCGCCCACGCGUGGUCCCCACCUAUUGCGAUCCCGUCGGUCCAGGAAUCAUCCCUCAGUGGGAGAUCAUCACGUUCGCAUACAUCUUUGAUCGUCGUCAUUUGGGAAACAGUGUGGACCGUCUCAUUUGUUCCGCAAAUUAUCGGUUAACGCGAGCGAGUCACCGCCCGUUGGUCGAACGUCACGAGAAGAUCCCCGAGGGUGGAAGCGGGAGCAGGAUCAUUCAUCGCCGUAACGAGAGGGAGAACGCUGAGCGACGAUGCCCGGCGCCGGUGGUCAGCCACCGCAAAGGACCACCUUUCGACCACCAUGGGUCAAGGAUGGUCCGAACCCGUUGCCCAUGCCCACCGCGCCCUGGACUCUCAACUCCCGCAGGGAUUCUAAGCCGAAGACCGAGGAAGUUCCGGCUUUUACCCAAGUCACCUUGAAGAGUGUGCCGAAACCUGCGGAGCCAGCAGCACCUUCGUCAGAUGGACAACCGCGUAAACAAAGCAAAAUUACGAUAAUACCAUCGCAGCAGAAUAAUGAAAAAAUCCCGAGUGGCCGACCGGUGCCAGCGAAGCCGCGCGAGAAUGGACGACAGGAGCCAAAUUCGAGGCCGCAACUCGAACGACAGAUCCGUAUCGAAAGAUCUCGAUCACGGGGUGACAUUUUAACACUCUCGAAGAGUGAGAGCACUACAGGUGCUCCAACUUUAUCGAAGAGCUCGUCACGAGCAAACUUUCCACCACCGCCACCACCACGGCCGCCGCCACCACCACCCAGUCGUACGAUUCUCAAAGAUUUGCCGCCCCUCAACGACAACCAAAUGCAGAAACUGGAGGUAUUGAAGUCCAGGCCGAGAAAACGGCCGGAUUGGGCCAACAUGAUGAAAGAGGUUGAGAGUGGCAAAAAGCUCAGACAUGUCAAAUGUAACGACCGGAGCGCGCCCCUGAUCGAGAGGGUGAACAAAGUCACGGCCGAUCCAGCAGGCAAAGCCCACUUCGUAUUCGAAUCUGAAAAAUCGAAUAUGCACAAUCAGCUGCUGAAGCAGAUUCAGCAGGGCGUAAAGCUCAAAAGUGUGAAGACGAAUGACCGCUCAAAACCAAUGUUGGAGGGUCUGAGAAAGUUUCGACGACAGCUGACCAUCGAGGAACAAAUCCAGAAGGCCGAGGAGGCGCCAGUGGAUGAUGUCAUUCAGGAUGAAAUGGACGACAUUGACGCUGUAAGAGACGAUUUGCAAAGCACCAAGCAGAUGCUCGCGCUGGAGCUUAGAAAUAAAGAAGCUUUGGAACGAGAUAAUAAACGUUUGCAGGCGAGAAUUUUGAAUCUUGAGGCGGAAGUGGAACGUAUAAAGCUACAAAAGAACGCUCAGGAGAGUAAGCAGCAGGACGAAAAGCUUACAGAAUCUUUGAGGCGGGAGAUACAGCAAGCGAGAAAAGAUGCGGAAAAGGCGGAAAAAGAAUUCGCCGUUGCUGCCGAGGAAAGAGACAAAGCUAGAAGCGAGUUGGAAGAAAUGAAAAGAAUGUAUGCGGCGUUGGAAAAGCGUAUGAAAGCUGGAAUGGCACUGGCCGGUUGUCCAAGCGCGAAGGAUGUAGCCAGGAUCGCAUCGCAAAAGAGUAUAGACAAACAGGACGUUGGCGGCACAAGUGAGGAGGAAGAAGAGAGCACAGAGGAGGAAGAAGAGGACGAUCCUAAAGCUGGAGCAGAGAAACGCGCGCAGAGAGAGGUCAAGCUUCUCAUUUCCAAAAUUAAGAAUUUCAAGGACAAGGCUGUGAACGCGAGAAAAGAAAGACAUGCAUUGAAGGAGCAGAUCAAACAGCAACAGAAAUUACUGUUUGAAGAAAAGAAGAAGUACAAACAAUUGCAGAAACAAGUAGACAAAAUGGCGAAGCUGAUGUCAGAUGCCAAUGACGACGAUGAGGAAGAGGAAGAAGUCGAGGACGAGGAGGAGGAGGAGGAGGAGGAGACGGAAUCUGAGGAAGAAUCAGAGUCUGAGGAAUCGGAAGAAGAGGAGUCCGAGCCUGACGACGAGCAGGCACCUAUCGAGAAACGUAAAGACAUUUUGCAAAAACGCGUGAAGAAACACGAGGGGCGAUUGGCGGCCUUGAAAAAGGGAAACUAUUUAUUAAAGGCGCAAGUGGACAGAAUCAAAGACAGUCUGGUGAAGCAGCGAGAGGAUAGUAUCAGCUUGCAGGAGGAUCUUGAUUCUGUCUUAGCGGAACUAGGUUAGACUAAACAUACAGCGAAGAAUAUUUCAACAGAAAUUGUAUACACACUCACAUAUACAUAUUAUUAAAAUAUAGACAAUUGUACGUUAUAAAAAUGAUUUACACACUCGUGUACACUGCACAUGCACACUUAAUCGAAAGAUUUCUAUAGGGAACAGCGAUAAUCCAUAGAGAUGUCUGUCAACUGUGUCGCAAAAUAUAAUUAUUAAAAAAUUUAUGAACAUUGACUGUUUUAUUGCGGAUUUUAAACGGUUUUCAAGCUUGUGAAAUGUAAAAGCUUGUAUAAACGCUAGAUGCAGCUUUUUCAGCUCGUAAUAAUGUAAUAAUCUUUUAAUAUUAUAAUAAUUGCAACGCAUAAAUAUCAUUAUGUUGCAUUAAGUCGCGUCCAGAUUAAUUGAACGUGGACAAACGAACAAACGUUUACGAAUAUGUUGCUUAUUAUAAUUUGAUUAGUUUGAAUUCAGCAUAUAUAUGUAGAGUGUAGAGUGAAAGUUUUUUAUUUAUAAAAGACUGAAUGAUGACUAGAAGAACGCUAUAUGCAUUAAUUCGGUGAAAUAAGAAAUUUCGCCUUUAAAAAAUUAAUUUAACAAGUAACACAUAGUUUCUUUAACAUGUGUAUUGUAUUGAAAAACACAAACAUUUAUAUAUGCGCACACUAUCAAACAAGAAUUUACAUUAAAUUUGUGACUUGUAAUGGACAUCUCUGUACAAUUGCGAAAUAUCGAACGUUGUUAAGGCAAAAUGUUAAUUACGUCUUAGUGAAUAAUUUAUUUCAAUACAAUACAUGUCUAAGAUGAACGCUUUGUUUUAUCAUUUAAUGCGCAAUUUGCAACAAAUUGAAAUUUGAAAUUAAGACUGAAGAACUAUAAAGAAACAAUGGAUUAAUAUUCUGUAGUAACAAAAGUUCGAUAUAUAUCGUAGUGAAAAAGCAAUCGUUCCCUCUUUUGUUAUCUUAAGAGGUGUAAGAUAUUUUUUAAUAAAUUAUUAUUGAUCGAAUAAAA
Molecule: messenger RNA, 3234 nt
Organism: Pogonomyrmex barbatus (red harvester ant)
Lineage: Eukaryota; Metazoa; Arthropoda; Insecta; Hymenoptera; Formicidae
Molecular function (GO): actin binding
Source: RefSeq, a predicted model, not a curated record